This is a messenger RNA of Tarenaya hassleriana, 4466 nucleotides long. RefSeq names its product tripeptidyl-peptidase 2-like. The transcript is spliced from 34 exons. Gene Ontology annotation, cellular component: cytosol. Gene Ontology annotation, molecular function: tripeptidyl-peptidase activity; serine-type endopeptidase activity. Gene Ontology annotation, biological process: proteolysis. Bases 97 to 4188 code for a protein of 1363 amino acids. The record is from RefSeq and is a predicted model, not a curated record. Lineage: Eukaryota; Viridiplantae; Streptophyta; Magnoliopsida; Brassicales; Cleomaceae.
CUCAUCAUCCGAUCCAACAGCGCCACGGAUCCGCCAUUGACGGAGCCUUGAAUCUGAAAUUACCAAAAUAUCCUCAAGCAUAUAAAAAACCCAUAGAUGGUUCUGUACGGCACCGCUUUCUUCAAAGUGCCCUUGUGUUCGUGGGCUUCUCCGUCGUCAUCGUUGGACUUUGAUACACUCGCUUCUUCUCUGUUCCCUCGCAGACGCAAAUCUCUUGGAAGCUCUCGGAGAUUCCGAAGGAAGAGGAUUGGGUUCAGGGCCAUGCCUUGUUCUUCCUCCGACACAUUGACGGCGUCUCGCGGCGGUUCUGUCGUCGGCGGCGGCGGGGAGAAUGCUCCUCUCGCUAAUUUCAGACUGAACGAGUCGCCCUUCCUGGCCUCUCUCAUGCCGAAGAAAGAAAUCGGCGUCGAUCGCUUCCUCCAAGCUCAUCCCGAGUACGACGGCCGCGGCGUCAUCAUCGCUAUCUUCGAUUCUGGUGUAGAUCCAGCUGCUGCUGGCUUGCAAGUUACAUCUGAUGGAAAGCCGAAGAUUUUAGACGUUAUAGACUGUACCGGAAGUGGGGAUAUAGAUACAUCCACAGUGGUGAAAGCCGAUGGAAAUGGUCGGAUUCAUGGGGCAUCAGGGGCGCUUUUGACUGUAAACUCUUCGUGGAAAAACCCUUCUGGAGAAUGGCGUGUUGGUUGCAAGUUGGUUUACGAGCUAUUCACAUCCGACUUAACUUCUCGUUUGAAGAAAGAGAGAAGGAAGAAAUGGGAAGAGAAAAAUCAGGAAGAAAUUGCCAAGGCUGUGAAGAAUCUUUACGAAUUUGAUCAGAAGCACAGCAAAGUGGAAGAUGUAAAACUAAAGAAGAUCCGUGAAGACCUGCAAAGCAAGGUUGAUUUUUUGAAGAAACAAGCCGAUAAUUAUGACGACAAAGGACCUGUUAUUGAUGCUGUAGUAUGGCAUGAUGGUGAAGUAUGGAGGGUUGCUCUCGACACCCAAAGUCUUGAAGAGGAUCCAAAUUGUGGAAAACUAGCUGAUUUCACCCCAUUAACUAACUAUCGAAUUGAGCGGAAGUAUGGUAUGUUUAGUCGAUUGGAUGCAUGCUCCUUUGUUGCCAACGUAUACGAUGAGGGGAACACACUAAGCAUUGUAACGGAUAGUUCUCCGCAUGGUACUCAUGUUGCUGGAAUAGCUACUGCCUACCACCCUGAGGAGCACUUGUUGAAUGGAGUGGCACCUGGUGCGCAGAUAAUAUCUUGCAAAAUUGGAGACUCACGCUUAGGUUCAAUGGAGACUGGAACUGGCUUGACACGGGCCUUGAUAGCGGCUUUGGAGCAUAAAUGUGAUCUUGUCAACAUGAGUUAUGGAGAGCCGUCACUACUUCCGGGCUACGGACGCUUUGUUGAUCUUGUUACUGAAGCUGUGAACAAGCAACGCCUUAUAUUUGUAAGUAGUGCUGGCAACAGUGGUCCAGCAUUGACGACAGUUGGUGCACCCGGUGGAACAACUUCCAGUAUCAUCGGUGUUGGUGCAUAUGUGUCUCCUGCAAUGGCUGCUGGUGCCCAUUCAGUGGUGGAACCUCCCUGUGAGGGGCUAGAAUACACUUGGUCAAGUCGGGGACCAACCUCUGAUGGGGAUCUUGGUGUAAGCAUAAGUGCACCUGGUGGGGCAGUUGCUCCUGUUCCUACAUGGACACUGCAAAGACGAAUGCUUAUGAAUGGAACAUCAAUGGCAUCUCCCUGUGCUUGUGGAGCAAUUGCAUUACUUCUCAGUGCUUUAAAGGCUCAAGGCAUUCAAGUGAGCCCUUACAGUGUGAGGAGGGCCAUUGAGAAUUCAUCUGAAUCUGUAGGUGAUCUACCUGAAGACAAACUAACCACUGGACAGGGUCUUAUACAAGUUGACAAGGCAUACGAAUACUUAAAAGAAUUUCAGGACUGUCCGUCUGUCUUCUAUCAAAUCAAGGUCAAUCUCUCUGGAAAAACAACUCCCACAGCACGAGGGGUCUACCUGCGGGAGGCUACUGAUUGCAGACAAUCUACUGAGUGGACGGUACAAGUUGAACCAAAAUUCCACGAAGGCGCCAGUAAUUUAAAGGACAUUGUCCCAUUUGAGGAAUGUAUUAAGUUGGCCUCUACAGAUGAAGGAGUUGUAAGAGUUCCUGAGUAUCUCCUGCUCACUCAUAAUGGGCGCAGCUUCAACGUGGUUGUUGAUCCUACAAAUCUCAGCAAUGGUGUGCAUUACUUUGAAGUGUAUGGGAUUGAUUGCAAAACGCCAGAGCGUGGCCCAGUUUUCAGAAUCCCUGUUACCAUAAUAAAGCCCAACAUGGUGACAAAACAACCUCCGGUGAUUUCAUUUCCGCAAAUGUCAUUCAUCGCAGGCCACAUUGAACGAAGAUACAUAGAGGUCCCACAUGGAGCAACAUGGGUUGAGGCUACGAUAAGAACUUCUGGGUUUGAUACCACUCGGCGAUUUUUCAUUGACACACUUCAGCUAUGUCCACUGCAAAGGCCUAUAAAGUGGGAGAACGUUGCGACGUUCUCAUCUCCAUCUGCUAAAAGCUUUUCAUUUCCUGUGGUUGGUGGUCAAACCAUGGAAUUAGCAGUAGCUCAAUUCUGGUCUAGUGGCCUAGGAAGUCACGAACCAACUAUUGUUGAUUUUGAGAUUGCAUUCCAUGGCAUUGAUGUUGAUAAAGAAGAGCUGAUACUCGAUGGAAGUGAAGCACCGAUUAAAAUUGAAGCUGAAGCGCUUCUAGCUUCUGAAAAGCUUGUUCCCACGGCUGUUCUUAACAAGAUACGAGUUCCAUAUCGACCUGUUGAUACAAAGCUCAAGACUCUAUCAACCAGCCGUGACAGACUACCGUCAGGCAACCAGAUAUUAGCAUUGACAUUAACUUACAAGUUCAAAUUGGAAGAUGGAGCUGAAGUGAAGCCGUACGUACCAUUGUUGAAUAAUCGUAUAUAUGACAACAAAUUUGAAUCCCAGUUUUAUAUGAUCUCUGAUGCAAACAAGCGUGUAUAUGCAAUGGGUGAUGUUUAUCCAGAGGCUACAAUACUUCCUAAGGGAGAAUAUAUUCUGCAGCUAUAUCUGCGGCAUGAAAAUGUGCAGUUGCUGGAAAAGUUGAAGCAACUUGUUUUGUUUAUCGAAAGAAAUUUGGCAGAAAAGGAGGUUAUUCGGCUGAACUUCUAUUCAGAACCAGACGGUUGUGUCAUGGGAAAUGGUGCAUUUAAAUCAUCUGUUUUAAUUCCUGGGAAAAAGGAAGCGUUUUAUGUGAGCCAACCGAUGACGGAUAAGCUGCCCAAGAAUGCGCCUCAAGGAUCUGUGUUGCUGGGAGAUAUCUCACAUGGGAAAUUAUCAUUUGAUGAUAAAGAAGGGAAAAAUCCGAAAGAUAAUCCUGUUUCUUAUCAGAUAUCUUAUGUUGUUCCACCAAACAAGACUGAGGAAGAACAAGGGAAAUCUUCUGCUCCAACUAGCACUAAAUCUGUAUCGGAGCGCAUGGAGGAAGAGAUUCGUGACACAAAGAUCAAGUUUCUCGGAAGCCUAAAACAAGGAACUGAGGAAGAGCGUUCAGAAUGGAAAAAGCUGUGUGAUUGUCUUAAGUCUGAAUACCCAAAGUAUACUCCAUUGCUCGCUAAGAUCUUGGAAGGUCUGCUUUCUCGAUCUGAUGCUGAGGACAAAAUCAAUCACCAUGAAAAGGUUAUAGAUGCAGCAAACGAAGUGAUAGACAGUAUCGACAGGGAUGAGUUGGCAAGAUUUUUGCCUCUCAAUAACGAUCCAGAUGAUGAGGAAGCUGAGAACAUAAAGAAGAAGAUGGAGAUGACCCGUGAUCAGCUGGCAGAGGCGUUGUACCAGAAAGGGUUAGCUAUGGUGGCCAUCGAGAAUCUGAAGGCGGAAAAGGAAGAAGAAGAAGAAGAAAGCGGCGGCCGGAAAGAUCUAUUCGAAGAGAACUUCAAAGAACUGAUGAAAUGGGUCGAUGUGAAAUCGUCCAAGUUCGGUAAACUCAGUGUCCUACGCGAGAAACGGCUGUCACGCCUCGGGAUCGCGCUGAAGGUGUUGGAGGAAAUGAUUCAGAGCGAGAAUGAGCUUCCGAAGAAGAAGCUGUACGAAAUGAGGCUGAAUUUGCUGGAGGAGUUGGGUUGGAGCCACUUGGUGGCCUAUGAAAGGCAAUGGAUGCUGGUCCGUUUCCCCACAAGCUCCCCUCUCUUUUAGAAAAAAAGCUUUUCGUCGGGAAAUUUCAUCAAAUUUGUCACAUUUUAGAUUUAAAAAAAUAAAUAAAGGGUUUUCUUGUAGAAAGAUCCGUGAUCUUCUGCAAAACACAUAAUUUUGUGACUUCCUAGGGUUUCUUUUCGUGGUCUGUUUGGACAUGUGUGAUCCUUACAUUAAGUCCUCAUGUUCUGGUCCAAUUUUAUUGUCAGUUUUCUUUUUGUUUGAGAUUUUAUAUUACGUUAUCCGGAUUCUCGAUGAUACGAGAAAGACUAUUGGUGGGA